AUGGGGAAGAUCAAAGUCUUCCCAACACCAGAGUACCACGUCAAGCAGUCCAAAGACCCAGUGGCGCCGCGCUUGCCGGCCACUGGGAUAUUUCUGGGCCCGAGCAAGUCAGGCAAGACUGUAGCUUUGAUCAGCCUGAUCCUGGAGCAGUACAGAGACUGCUUCGAAAGGAUCUACGUCUUCAGCCCUAGCAUCAACGUGGAUGACGGCUGGAAACCGGUCAAGAAAUACAUUCACGAGCAUAUGAAGAUCGAUACUGACCGGGAAAAAGUUUAUUUUGAAGACUGGGAUGAGUCCGCCCUGCGGCAAAUCAUCGCCCAGCAGCGCAAGAUCACCCAGAAGAGCAAGGAAUUGGGUAUGAAGCGCUUGUACCAGAUCUUGAUCGUCAUAGACGACUUCGCUGACAGCCCGCACCUGCACAAGAGGACUGGAGACGCCGCUCUCGACACUCUGUUUGUCAGAGGCCGGCAUUUCCAGAUCACGACCAUCGUGAGCACUCAGAAGCUCCGUUUGAUCAGCAACGCCGUUCGAGUGAACAGCCAGUUCUUCUGCGUUUGGCGGCUGCGGAACCAGCUCGAGAAAGACAGCCUGCUCGAGGAACUGACCGCGCUGCUCCCCAAGGCGGACCUCGAGGCGAUGUACGAGGAGGCCGUCAGGGAGCCCUUCAGCUUUCUGUACAUCUACUUGCUCAACCCACGCGAGAAAAUGUUCCACAUACGAUUCGCGCUGGGGGCGGUGUUCGGGAAGCUCUUCGCGAGCAGCACCCUGUUCAAUAGCGAGUGCAAAAACGUGAGUUGCUGCAGCAGCAACGCGCUGCCGCACAAUUACGAUCCUAGCCGCCCGCCGUGGAUGCAACGCUUGCCGGAGCCGACGGCGGGCCAUCCGCUGGUUCGGCAGCGCUCCUUUUCGGACAACAGCAACGACGCGGUGCUCAGGGGACAGCGAAUGCAGCGCGCGGCAUACAAUAAACUCAAGCUCAUGACCAGCAUUUGGGUCGAUUCGCGGAAGCGAGUGGCGGGAAGCGACGCGGACUUCGAAUUCGACAUCGGGCAAACCGUGCACCUCCAGGGCUCGGCGAGGGGCACGCUGAAUUGGGCGCAGCUGCCCGUGGGCGCGUACACCGGCGCCAGGCUGGCCGCGUGGAUUUCCUCCAAUUUCGCCAGCGCAACAUACGUGGAAAGCACCAACGAGAUCACCGUCGCUCACGACGGCAACCGAACGAUUUUGAACGAUCAGGAGCUGCGGGCGCUCUUCCCCAAUUCCGCAGACUACCCGCAGGGGGCGACGCCGUCCGCGCCGCAGAGCAUCAACCACCUCCUGGGCCCGAGUUUCGUGAGCGGAGGCAGUCAAAUCUUCACCUUCGUGCAGAUGAUGCCUUAUUCCGAGUCCGCUGCAGCAGCCUCUCCAACGCCGCGGACACCGUGGGGCCUCUCGGGCACGACAUCGUGGCCAAGAUCAUCUGCAAUCGAGGCGUACCUGCGCUUCAGAUUGACCGACGUCGAUGGGAACACCGUCAACCUGCGCGGCACCAGCAUAAGCUUCUGCAUCUACUUGGAGGUUGCCGGAGAAGCGCAGGAGGGCGAAAGAAAGCUCCAAGUGGCAGAACCUGAACAGCUACCUGUGGAGCAUCCUGAUGUUCCCGCCCCUGUGAAAGAGGAGCCUUCAUUGCCUUCGCCCGCUCAAUUGCGGCACAUGAGGAUGAUGCGAAUCGAGCCGCGGAACGAGCGGCAAAUGCUGCACCAGUUCUGGAAGAGGUACCCCGCGUACAACUUGAAUGCCCUCAUGCGAAAGCGUUACGAAGAGCUCAUGGACGCGAGGGCGUUCAACGAGUUUCUCAGGGAUCGGCAGCUUAGGCAGCAAGGCGACGCCUACGUCGACGCCGUGGGCCGUGUUCAGGAAGCGGUGAACCGGAGAAUACCGCAACUGCGCUGGGCCGCCGCGGAACGAAAUCAAGUUCGACGGGUGCUCGCAUACAUCAAUGAAGGGGAGCCUUUGAAGAUGGCCUUGCCGAACCGCAGGGCCAGCAUUUACACCUCGAGCCACUUCUAUUUGGACGAUUUCCCCCAGUCUACGGAACCGCUCAGCGAGGCUACCAGACCUCACACCCAGCUCGGAGCCGUGGUGGAAGAAGAAUUCGCCAGCGCCGAUGACGGCGACGAGGGCAGGCCAUUCCCGCAAGUCCAGCGCCCAAACUUUUUGGGGCCAGGCCCGGACACCGACGACGACGGUCCCGACGAGGCUUUCAGGCGGGAUGGCUUCCACGCGCCCAGGCCGCCGCAGGCUUCAAGCAGCGUGAGCGGCCGCUUCGCCGAGGCUGCC
Molecule: messenger RNA, 2319 nt
Organism: Symbiodinium sp. CCMP2456
Lineage: Eukaryota; Dinophyceae; Suessiales; Symbiodiniaceae
Source: the annotation of a GenBank genome assembly